Molecule: messenger RNA, 988 nt
Organism: Perkinsus marinus ATCC 50983
Lineage: Eukaryota; Perkinsozoa; Perkinsida; Perkinsidae
Exons: 7
Coding region: 1-780 (259 amino acids)
Source: RefSeq, a predicted model, not a curated record
AUGGGAGGGUCCAAGUCUCUUAUGCUACUAUCAUCUUUGAUAUUGGUCCUGGUAGGAUUGGUGGAAGUAGUACAUGAAGAAGCUACCCUGCAUGAUUACGUUGAUAAUAAUAUAGAGGAAUGGGAGUACCACAGUCGACAGCAGCAACAGCGGUUGAAUGCGGUAACCAAGGACAUUAUUGAAAUACCUAGUUAUGACGAGGGUCGCACAGUCGGAUAUGAUGAUGAUGAUGUUACUAACUCCACCGAUGGACAUGGCCAUCUCCGUCGUCUCGGUGUGUGGAAAUUUCUUGGUGAUUAUGUGGAGAAAUAUGCCAUUAAAGCCUUUAACAAACGUCUCGGCGGUAAGUAUUUGAAGAUUUUGGCAGGUUUAACGUGGGAUAAGAAGAAGAAUAAGUUCUACUUGAAGUCCCUACGAUGGAUGAAGAUUAAAGCUGAGAGAAUGAAGCAACUGAAGAUGAGGGAGGUCGUUGAUAAUAAUUGGUUCCUCGGAUUCUUCUAUAAAUGGCCACACUGGAUGACGGGCUUCGGGAGCUUUUUCUACAUCUUAUUCCUAGUAGUUGUCUACAGGUUCUACGGUUUGAAACACGUCGCUGCAUUUAUGGUUCUAUGCAUACUCUUGAUAUUCAUCGGGGCAUUCUUCCAUCUCCAGCGUCUAUUAGAGGAUCUCCAAUACAAGAUUAAGCUGGCCAAAAACGUUGGUCUGUGGAGUCUUUUCAUCGGCACCAACCCUAUCGAUGCCGUCAAGGAUCUCGCUCGCAUAAUUGGACGGAUUUUCUAACGCAUCCUACAACGUUGAGCUUUGCUCUACUACUGAACUCACCCUGUAUCUAAUUGCUGUCAUUCCACUGCAUAUGUGCAAUUAAUGCUGCUUUGCUAACGACGCUAUUGCUGCUGCUGCUGAUGAUGUUGUCAAUAAUAACUCUAGUGGCCACCUGCUUGUGUAAGUUGUUAUAGUGUACAACAUGAUGAUGAUAAACAACAUUCAU